GUGGCUUUAAAAAUGGCGGAUGCUCUCAACAUUGAAAGCGGUACAAAUACACUAAAUCAGCUCGUAAACCUGCACAGUUUACCUUUGAAAUCCAAAGAAGUUCAUCUGAAAACAAACCGAAACAAGGAGGAAUAUACAAUGGAUAUUUACAGUUAUAACUUCGUCGAUACAGUGAGUGUUUGGUCUCCACCAAAUACCCCGCCGAAUAAAUGUCCUCUCCCACGUUUACCAUCGUUCAGCCCGAGUUGUGCUUCCGAUGCUGACUUAAAAGAUUCAAAGAUUACACCACCAAGAGGUCGACCAAAAGCAGAGAUGAUCAACCAUUUAAUCGAGGAAGGAACGCAAUCUUGCUCUCCUAUACGAUGUGAUAUUUGUAGUCGUGUUUUCCCGCGCGAGAAGUCGCUGCAAGCUCACAAGCGAACGCACAGUGGCGAUCGACCAUACAUGUGCGAUUUCCCUAACUGCAAGAAAGCUUUUGUUCAAAGUGGCCAAUUGAAGACACAUCAAAGAUUACAUACGGGAGAAAAGCCCUUCGUCUGCACUAUUGAAGGCUGCCAGUCACGAUUUACGCACGCCAAUCGUCAUUGUCCAAUACAUCCAAAAGCCGGUUUGGUCCGCGAUUCUGAUGAUAUUCCUUUAAAGAAGACCUUAUUGAGCGAAAUUCAAAAUAAAGAACCGAACGAGCACACAAAGGAUGUGCUCUUAUGGCUAAACAAGUACGAACGCGAACGGCAAAACAAAAGUCCUGGCUCCUCUAAACUGAGCAGGAAGGAGUCGAAGCGUGAAAUGGAGCGCGUUCACGAGAGAAAUCAGCUAAGUAUUUCAGAAAAACGUAUGGCAAGGAAGGAAGCAAGAAAGAGAAUGGUCGAGCAAAAAGAACGAUGGAUUGGAGCUUUGGCACUUGUUGAAUUAGCUGAACUCGCUGCUAAUACAAUGCCAAACAUACAUACAUCACUAAAUCUUUUCCCACAUGAGCACGUGGAAUAUAUAUGAGAUGCACCUGUUUCUUAAUCACAAGUAGUACGUACAUAAUAACAUUUUUUUAUCCAUUAACAUAGUAACAGAAACGUUUAGAUGAUUUUUAGAUAUUUCUAUUCAAUUUUUUUACUUUUUAUCAACAUUGGCAUAGAAAAUGACAUUAAUAGAUGACUGAUACAACAGAAUGCCUUGUACAUAAAAAUGCUUUGGAUUAAAUGCCUAAUGGCCUGGUCACUUACUGUUAUCACAUAAUAUCUUGAAUUGCAUGUCUGCAAUGUUGCUUUUACUACGUACCUAUACUGAUUUAUGUAAAGAAAUCAAUAAUGCAGCAGCUUAUGAUCAUUGAAUGUUAGAAAAAUUAAUUCCCUGAAAUUUAUACAAUUGUUACUUGCUUUUGUUUCAAAGUUAACUCUCAACUCAGUUAGAUUUAGAUGUAAAUACAGACAAAUAAAACAUGUUUGCAGUUAA
Molecule: messenger RNA, 1446 nt
Organism: Xenia sp. Carnegie-2017
Lineage: Eukaryota; Metazoa; Cnidaria; Anthozoa; Malacalcyonacea; Xeniidae
Product: zinc finger protein 367-like
Biological process (GO): regulation of transcription by RNA polymerase II; central nervous system development
Cellular component (GO): nucleus
Molecular function (GO): RNA polymerase II cis-regulatory region sequence-specific DNA binding; DNA-binding transcription factor activity, RNA polymerase II-specific
Source: RefSeq, a predicted model, not a curated record